CAAAGCAAAUUGGGAGAAUAUUCCUACAGCUUUAUAAAAAGCAUCUCUGCACGGUAAUCAUCUGAAGAUUUCUAUUUGAUGCCACUCAUUAUUAUUUUUUUUCUUUUCAAACAAAACAAAAACCUUCGCUUUCCUUCUUGUUCAUCAAUGCCAUAUCAGUGAGAGAGAACUGAGAACCUAAAACAUCCUUCCAGAACGAAAGAUCCAUCCAUGGCAGACACGCCUCUGAACAGAACCACCAGCAAGAAACACCCGCAGGGGCUUCUCUUGGGCCGCUAUGAGGUUGGGAAGCUCCUCGGUCAUGGCUCCUUCGCCAAGGUUUAUCACGCUAGGAACGUUAAAUCCGGUGACAGCGUCGCGAUCAAGGUUAUAGACAAGGAGAAGAUCCUCAAGUCUGGCCUAAUUGCUCACAUCAAGCGGGAAAUUUCGAUUCUACGCCGCGUUCGGCACCCGAAUAUAGUCCAGCUGUUCGAGGUAAUGGCCACGAAAGCCAAGAUCUACUUUGUGAUGGAGUAUGUCCGUGGCGGCGAGCUAUUCAAUAAGGUCGCGAAAGGGAGAUUGAAGGAGGAAGUUGCUAGGAGGUAUUUCCAGCAAUUGAUCUCAUCCGUCGGAUUUUGUCACGCAAGGGGUGUGUAUCAUCGCGAUUUGAAGCCCGAGAAUUUGUUAUUGGACGAGAACGGUAACCUGAAGGUGUCGGAUUUUGGGUUGAGUGCUGUUGCGGAUCAGAUACGGCAGGACGGGUUGUUUCACACUUUCUGCGGCACGCCGGCUUAUGUAGCGCCGGAGGUUUUGUCACGGAAAGGGUAUAAUGCGGCCAAAGUGGAUAUUUGGUCUUGUGGCGUGGUUUUAUUUGUUUUGAUGGCGGGUUACUUGCCUUUCCAAGAUCAGAAUGUUAUGGCCAUGUACAAGAAGAUCUACAAAGGUGAAUUUCGGUGCCCCAGAUGGUUUUCUCCCGAGCUAACCAAACUUCUAACGCGUCUCCUUGACACAAAUCCGGAAACUAGGUUCACCAUCCCCGAAAUUAUGGAGAAUAGAUGGUUCAAAAAGGGUUUCAAGCAUAUCAAGUUUUAUAUAGAUGAUGAUAAGCUUUGUAAUGUUGAGGAUCUAGUGGGCGAUGAUGUGGGUUCAUCGACAGACAAUGAUCAAUCAAUGUCGGAAUCGGACUCAGAAUUGGAGACCCGAAGGAGGGUUACUACGCUGCCUAGACCAGCCAGUUUGAAUGCAUUUGAUUUAAUAUCAUUUUCGCCUGGAUUCGAUUUGUCUGGGUUGUUUGAGGAAGGAGGAGAGGGGGCUAGGUUUGUGUCAGGUGCCCCUGUUUCGAAGAUCAUAUCAAAAUUGGAGGAGAUUGCGAAGGUUGUGAGUUUCACUGUUAGAAAGAAGGAUUGCAGAGUAAGUUUGGAGGGUUCGAGAGAGGGCGUGAAGGGGCCAUUAACGAUUGCUGCUGAGAUAUUUGAGUUAACACAGUCUUUGGUGGUGGUGGAGGUGAAGAAAAAAGGAGGAGAUAAGGAAGAGUAUGAGGAAUUCUGUAAUAGAGAGUUGAAACCCGGGUUGCAAAAUUUGAUGAAGGAGGAAUUACAAGCUGCUAAUUCUUCACAUUUACCUUCAGAUACUGAAUAAACCAAGAGAGAUGGAAAGGGAGGGAGAGGCAUUGAGACAGAGAGAGUUAGGAGGGUUUGCCUUCUUUUCUCUCUUCUUUUUCUUCAAUGAUGAGUCUUCUGUAUGAUUUUCUUGUUUCCUUUUUCAUUACUGAUUCUGACUGUUCCUUUCUGUUACUUAGUUGGGGCAUUGGUUGCUCGUGUAUGUACAAAUGUAAUGUGUUCUGUUCUCAAGAAUCACGUUUAUAUUCUAGAAAUUAAUGAAAUACUCUUCCUACUUUGCAUUU
Molecule: messenger RNA, 1882 nt
Organism: Tripterygium wilfordii
Lineage: Eukaryota; Viridiplantae; Streptophyta; Magnoliopsida; Celastrales; Celastraceae
Product: CBL-interacting serine/threonine-protein kinase 12-like
Exons: 1
Coding region: 211-1617 (468 amino acids)
Biological process (GO): signal transduction; protein phosphorylation
Molecular function (GO): ATP binding; protein kinase activity
Source: RefSeq, a predicted model, not a curated record